Molecule: messenger RNA, 1608 nt
Organism: Cotesia glomerata
Lineage: Eukaryota; Metazoa; Arthropoda; Insecta; Hymenoptera; Braconidae
Product: cholecystokinin receptor type A
Exons: 7
Coding region: 77-1501 (474 amino acids)
Biological process (GO): neuropeptide signaling pathway
Cellular component (GO): membrane
Molecular function (GO): neuropeptide receptor activity
Source: RefSeq, a predicted model, not a curated record
UUGCCGCAGCACAGUCGGGAGAGCUUCUAUUUUACUUAAAUUGUCAAAAAAUCGGCCGAUUUUUCUCUAAAACAAAAUGGAGGAAGCUAAACGCGAAAUGGCUUUAAUCCCGAGCCAAUAUUACUCAGAAGUUGCCGAAUACAUAAAAGAUCUCAAUAAUUUGUCGUAUCACUUCGAUCUUUCAAAACCGAUUUUACGACUUGCGGUUGCUAAAAUUUACCCGCUAUUCAUAUUAAUCUACGCGGUUUUGAUAACUAUUGGAAUUAUCGCAAACGCUGCUAUGAUUAUUCAUAUUUCAAAGAAUAAAUUAUACCGCGAUCCUACUUACGCGUAUUUAAUUAAUAUCGCGAUAUCCGAUAUCGCUAAAUGUAUGUUUGUUCUUCCAAUUACACUCGCGGUUUUGUUGAUCCAGAAUUGGGUUUUUGGAAAGUUUUUGUGCUUAUCUUUGGCUAUGAUACAAGACAUUCCAUUCCACGUAUCGAUGAUGACAUAUUUACUGAUUGCUGGGGAUCGAUACCGUUUAUUAAGCGAUCCUGGAAAACCAAGAAUACCAGCGUUUGUGUGUGCUCUCGGAUCAUGGUUUUUCGCAAUAUGCAUUGUGCUGCCGUUUCCAAUUUAUACUACUUACCUUGAUCUCUCGAGCUUCAAAAAAGGGCACUUCGACGGCCUGGGGAUUUGCCUCGGAAAUCUCGUUGACGACAUUCAGCAGUACAUGCGGGGUUUAUUUUUAUUGACGUAUAUUGCACCAUUGGCAAUUACUGCGUAUAUUUAUGUCAAAUCGAGUCGUGAGUUGCAAAAUAAAGAAGAUCCGCUGUCAACAGUUGCUAUUUUUGAAGCAAGGAGAAAAGGCUCUUCAAGACAUGACAGUGAUGUUAGUACUGACUUAAUGCCAUACCGAAACACAAAAUGUGGGAGCGGAAGUUUGACAACAACAACCGCUACAGUCGGAUUAUCCGCGUUUACAACUAACACUUACGAUCCAGAAAUAGAUGUCGCUAAAGAAAUACGCUCGCAAAAAUAUCUUAUCUUCAUGGUGUCCUAUUACGCAAUUUUGCUGUGUCCGCUAAUGGUGUUGAAACUCGCAAAAUUGGCCCUUGUGGAAACGGCGGAGAAUGAAGGUCACUUUGACAUUACUUACACUAUAUUUGUUUGGCUCGGGUUCACCCCCACAGUCGCAACCCCUAUACUUUAUGCGUCUUGGCAAAUGAGCAGACCAACAAAGGAGCGAUUGAAAGGCUACUUCCAGUCCUCAAGCCGAAGACUUACUAAGGUUUGCGAAGAGACUGUUAUUAGAUCGAACCGGCACCCAUCGCACCAGAUCAAUCCCUCUGGUCUAGCUAACGUAGCUUACACACAACACCCACGAUCCGGAAAUGGGAACAAUAGCUCCAGCGGCAGUAAUUACAAUGAAGCCGAGGGUAUCAACUGCUCACGAGGAAAUCUAAGCACCCGCAGCAGUGAAUUCGAUAACCAUCCACAAAAUAUGUAUCUCGUUCAUUGAUUACCUAAUUUAAUAGUUCAUCAGGAAAGGUCGAGGAGAAAAAAUAGAGAUUUGAUGCCAAUUUUGGAAAAAUUUAUUAAUUCAAUCUUAUUAGAAUUUUUUUCUAU